UCAGAUCGUUUGUAAAUAGUGCAGAAAUUUAUCUGAAACACGAUUUACCGCUAACAUUAAACCUAGUUAUAUUAAUAUUUGGAAAUGGAAUACAAAUUACACCUUAAUUCGCAUAGGGAUUGUGCAUGAUUUUUACGGUGAUUUAUAAAGUGGUUUUGAAAAUGGGAUUCGGUUUUAUUGCGUUUCAAAUAGCUUGACACCAAAACGGCAAUUUUAAUAUUAUGUUCUAAAUAUUUUACAUCAAAAUGGGAACAAAGUGUUGCUCUAUUUUCUGUUUGGAAGUAUAUUGUAUUGUAUUGUGCUCAGCAUCUUUGGACAGUGGUACGUGGGUGUGCCACUACCCAUGUCAAUGUGAGAAACGUGAACUCAACUGUGUUGACGGCGUUCCCGUCCUCCUUGACGGUUGCGGGUGCUGCUACAUGUGCGCACGACAGAACGGUGACCUGUGCAGCGUCAGAGACGUAUGUGACGUCAAGCAUGGCCUGUUCUGCGAUAUGACUGUGGGAGCUUCACCUGGCACAGGAGUCUGCAAAGCGAAUGCAUCCAAGCCAUGCGUGGUGAACGGUCAGACGUACGCAGACGGCCAGCAAUUCAAGCCCGAGUGCUCCAGGCUGUGUACAUGUCAGAAUGGCCACUACGGCUGCGUGGACCUGUGCCCGGACGAGUUCCGUAUUCCAUCCAUAAAACACUGCAGCCAACCGAAACUUAUGACCGUCCCUGGACAGUGCUGCCCGCAGUGGACGUGCGAGCGACAGGAAACGGUCCCGGAACCCACUUCCGGCACGAGUGGCGGCAUCCAGCCGCGACACAUCGGCGACAAGGCGUAUCCGCCCGCUCUCGAGAUGCAGUCAUACACUAUUUACGAGCCCAAGAAAGAGAGCCACACUGCGCUACCGAAGUGCGCAGAGAACGUGACGUCAUGGAGCGCGUGCUCGAUGUCAUGUGACGUGGGCGUAUCUAAAAGGCGGAUGAUUGACAGGCGAUGUGAAGAGAAGGAGGAGACCCGACUGUGCUACUUACGACCAUGUGGCAUAGAAUUACCAACAUCGGGAGGUAAAUGCACGCCAACGACGCGCAAUGGCCGGCAGCACAUUCGGUACGCCGAUUGUAUCAGCGUCAACGACUGGAAACUGAAGUUCUGCACCACGUGCCGGGCACGCCGAUGUUGCUAUCCCCGUCGGGAGAGAACCCGACGGAUUGAGUUCCAGUGCGGAAACGCCCGCCGGGAGAAAUUCGAUUUCAUGUGGAUAAAAAGCUGUCGCUGUGACCGACAAUGCUAUAAGCCCGCUCCGGAGGCGAAUAAAUCUAACAAACAUGAGCUGGAAAAUAUAUAUUACGCCCCUAAAAAGCCGUAACAGUUUUGUGUUCCGGUGAUAAUAACACGUCAAUACAACUGUAUAAGGCAUACAAUUUGCUUAUACGCGCGAUGCAUUCAUUCGGUUUUAGCGAAAUUUGUUGUACAGGAAAUGUGAUGGAGACAUUGAUGGAAAGCACAUGUUUACUUGAGCACUACUGUUGUUGUUGUCUCUGUAAUAUCAUAAUUGCGUUGAAAAUCAUGGUGACUUGAUGUGAAGUGUGUUAUUUAAAGGCUUGAUGGUUGUAAAUACUUACUGUUUCGGGUUGUUGAACAUUACAAUAUCGACUUGAGUAUGACCAACGUAAUCUCAAAUCACACGACGUCGUCGAGAUGAACUAAGGUGUUUUAAUAUAUGACCUUGACGUAUUCAUAAGUGUAAAAAAACUCACAUGAAUUGACAAUAUGCAUAUUUGACAGUAAACGUUUUACUUUUAAUAUGUAAGGGCAUCAUGGACACGGUCUGUUAGGAUUUUGAAAAAUCUGAGAACAUGUCAUGUAAAUUUCCACAUAAUUAUACAUAAUUAUAUAUAAUUGUCGCGUUUGAACUGAUUGGAUAAUAUAUACUUCUUACCGAUGUGUGUAUUAUGACACAUUUUGUUUACGGGUUGAUUAUUUAUUCUAUCUGUCGUUGGUAUUGUUUACUACAUAUUGUGUUUAUGUUGUAUAACAAGUAAAGUUAAAGGUUCCCCCACGUGUAAGCCCUUUUGAUAUACAACUAACACGAACGUUUUUAAAUUUCAAAUAAAAAUCUAGCAUAUAAAAUGAAUAUAUCCGCAUACAAAAUAAUGCAAGUAAAAAAAAGAUAAGACUAAUAGUCGGUCAAGAAAAGAAGAUUUCAACGACAGUCAUACAUAGAACAUUCACAUUCAGUUUAAAAACGAUACAUGCAUAACAAUUCUUUUAGCGCUUUAGUAUUUUAAAUCGCACAUCCUUCUAGCUUUUCAAUGGUUUUGAUUCAAGUUCUGAGAAUGUUUUUCCCAUACUAGUAGCGGUUGAUACUUCGUCAGAGAAAUUAUUCUUACAAAAUGAACCUAUAAUAAUAAUAAUUAAUUAUAUGUUGAUACAUUUAUUAAAGAAAGAAACUCGGAAA
Dreissena polymorpha is the source of this 2447-nucleotide messenger RNA. RefSeq names its product CCN family member 2-like. Bases 246 to 1355 code for a protein of 369 amino acids. The transcript is spliced from 6 exons. Gene Ontology annotation, molecular function: protein binding. Gene Ontology annotation, cellular component: extracellular region. Gene Ontology annotation, biological process: signal transduction. Lineage: Eukaryota; Metazoa; Mollusca; Bivalvia; Myida; Dreissenidae. The record is from RefSeq and is a predicted model, not a curated record.